Messenger RNA from Dunckerocampus dactyliophorus (ringed pipefish), 3557 nucleotides. It is a transcript of the gene ccny, whose product is annotated as cyclin Y. Gene Ontology annotation, biological process: regulation of canonical Wnt signaling pathway; regulation of cyclin-dependent protein serine/threonine kinase activity. Gene Ontology annotation, cellular component: cytoplasmic cyclin-dependent protein kinase holoenzyme complex; plasma membrane. The record is from RefSeq and is a predicted model, not a curated record. Lineage: Eukaryota; Metazoa; Chordata; Actinopteri; Syngnathiformes; Syngnathidae. Bases 580 to 1650 code for a protein of 356 amino acids. Gene Ontology annotation, molecular function: cyclin-dependent protein serine/threonine kinase activator activity; protein kinase binding. The transcript is spliced from 12 exons.
CUAGGGUCUUUGGUUGCGAAGACGAACAUCCCUAAUGCAUUACAGAAUAACACGGUAGCGAAGGAAAAGACUGUCGUCUACAAUAUAUUAGCUACAAUGUAGCACCUAUAUAGCGAAAUAUUAGCUACAAUGUAGCACUUAGAUAACGUUAUACAUAUUUGCCAAUCGAGCAAAACAUGUUGCUAUUCAUUUGGCUGCCAUAGUGUGAUACAAUGUUUUGGUGAAGAUUGAGUAGUCGCUAGCUCCGGAAUAACAAGACGAGGGGAGUCGUCAGAGAAAGCUAAGUGUGUUACAUGGAGGCACAUAUCUGCCAUCGCCUGAAGGUUUUGAAGGGAGCGCGGGGCUAUACGUCACCUCUGUUCGCUUAACUAAGCAUCUUGGCCACAUAAUGGCUCUGAGUCCCCAGCUAUGCGUAUCUUAGGCCGGGGAAAGGGCGUGUAACGCGUGCGGAUAACGGGGCCAGUUUGCAGCUCGUCUGUCUUCCCGCGUUACCGCCCCGCUUUUCAUUUCUCCCGCACAAGCAAAACCAGGAAAUACGAAUUUAUCUGCUAUCAUUAAUUACCUGCUUCUGCUUCGGACAUGGGGAAUACACCGUCCUGCUGCGUGGCGUCGAGCCCAAAGCACCGGCGGAACAAUCACUCCAGGCUAGAGCCGUACCGGCCAGAGCCUGAGCUGAGCAGAGAGGACACCGGCUGCAACCUCCAACACAUCAGUGACAGAGAAAAUUUGGACGACCUGCCAAUGGAGUACAAUCCCUCAGACCAUCCUCGGGCCAGCACCAUCUUCCUUAGCAAAUCUCAGACUGAUGUUGCUGUGCACAACAAGCGAGUUCGAGAAAAGAGGAAGAGCCUUUACAUCAAUCAUUUCACACACAUUUCGGAAAACAAGCAUCAUCCAGGCCCGGUGAGACGAAAGUACAGCUCGUGUUCUACCAUAUUCCUUGAUGACAGCACUGUUAGUCAGCCCAACCUCAAAUACACCAUUAAAUGUGUAGCCCUUGCAAUAUUCUAUCACAUACGAAACAGAGAAGUUGAUGGAAGAAUGAUGUUGGACAUAUUUGAUGAGAAGCUGCAUCCUCUCUCAAAGUCUGAAAUUCCUCUGGACUACGACAAGCACGACCCAGAGCAGAAGCAGAUUUAUCGCUUUGUAAGGACGCUCUUCAGCGCUGCACAGCUCACGGCUGAGUGUGCAAUUGUCACAUUGGUGUAUUUGGAGAGGCUCCUGACCUACGCUGAGAUUGACAUUUGCCCAGCCAACUGGAAGCGUAUUGUGUUAGGAGCCAUCCUCCUGGCAUCCAAAGUCUGGGAUGAUCAGGCAGUGUGGAAUGUCGACUACUGCCAAAUUCUCAAGGAUAUCACUGUGGAAGACAUGAACGAGCUGGAGCGGCAGUUUCUGGAGCUGCUACAGUUCAACAUCAAUGUGCCGUCCAGCGUCUACGCUAAGUAUUACUUUGACCUGCGUUCUCUGGCUGAGGCCAACAACCUCAGUUUUCCUCUAGAGCCUCUCAACAGGGACAAGGCGCAGAAACUGGAGGCUAUCUCUAGGUUGUGUGAUGAUAAAUACAAGGACCUGAAGAGGCUAGCCAAGAAGCGGUCGGUGAGUGCAGACAACCUGGCAGGCGUGCGGUGGUGUCCAGCCAUCAUUUCCUAAUGGCAGCUGCGACGCUCAGGAGCAGACGGACCUGCCAGCUGGCCAAGGAAAGCGGCUGUCCAGUGGAUAUGUGGGUGGGUGUGUGUGUGUGUGUGUCUGAUCAGACACACACAAACAAAAACUGACACUUUUACGAAGCAAGAUCGCACACCUCUCUGGUUGUAAAUAAAGGAACUGUACUACACUGAACCAGACCGAAUCGGGCAGAACCAAACUGAGGUGUGUGAGCGCAACAAAAUGAAGGAUCGCAGAUGCGAAAUGGAAAUACAACAUGUGAGAUGUCAACGUUGGAAGGGAAAACAAAUUAAAGUAGCACCAUUGCUACAUUCCUGUCAUUUUUAAACUUCCGCCUUUGUUUCUUAGCUUAUUUUUAAUUCCUCACGCUCUUCCAUUCCCAAUUCAAUCAUACACAACAGAGUACACAUUCUGUUAUUGCAUAUCAGCACACCAUUGUUGGCUCUAUAUUAUUUUAGCCUUAUACCCGACAUUCCUGCUCAGUGGGCCAAAGAAAAUCAGUGUUCGAACUCUCACUGGACACUUUUGACAUGAUGACUGAUUCAACUUGCAAGUGUCUUGUCCCCACUCAGAUACCGCAGUUCACUUCAAGCAAUAUGCUUUGCCUCGUUGUUGUGAUCAGGUAUAGAAAAAGCAUGCAUACUUUCUCUCAGUCUGAUGUGAAAUGUACCAGAGGUCAUGUACUUUUUUCACUGCCAUUGUCCUGACCUGUGGUGCCUGUUCCAAGCGACUUCAACUACCACUGGAGAAAACCACUCACUAACAGAUAACUUUUUAGCCCUGGCUACGUUUUUCUAUGGUUCUUCCUGCAGCACAAGUCAAAGCUCUGCAUUCAAAAGCCACUAAAACAUGACAAGUUGUAUGUUGUGGAGAGAGGCUGAAUGAAUGAAAAUGUGACAAUUAUAUAACACUGCUCACACACAGAUUGUAUAGCUUUUGCUAAUUUGUGUCUGUAUAGUGUAUAUACAGUGCCAAUGUGCAACAACUGCUCUUGUACUGUUAGAAUAUUUCUAUUAGUUUCUACUGUACAUGAGGUGGACAGCAAUUAUGUGACAAAUCAUUUAAAGAAGUAUAAAGUUUUAAAAUUGGAAAUGACACCCUCAAAUACUUCUUUCUUGUUUUUGUUGAAGUUUUGUAACUAAGUUGCCAUCUUAGUACAAUUCACCAAUUUAGGCUGAUGUGAUUUUUUUAAAAUUAUUUUUUAGAUCUUGUCUACAAACCUUGUUAUAUAUUUUAUUUACGAUACACAAAGAGACACACCAAACGGACAAAAUUAAAUCCGCAGGGUGAAACCAGAUGCUUCACUGUGUGGGAUUGUCAUGAAUAGUACAGUACAAAAUUUAAUACAACUUAUACAACUUUCAAUUGUGAAAAAAAGGCCCAACGUAAAUAAAUCCAAAAUUAGUUUUCAUGCUCGUUUAUUAAAUUUUAUUGGGCACACACUGUGUCGUAUAUUACUUUCAUUUCCUUUUUCCCCAACCCAUUUCAAGUAGCAUAAGUUAGCCACUUUGCUUGCUAGUUUUUGCUUUAAAAUUCUUUAUUUGUAACAUUAGCCUUUGAUCUAAAGAUUCUUUAGCACAACUUAUAGCAGCUUUUGAUAUAAUAUUUUUACCAAAAGUGACCUGCUUGGCACAUAGCCGGAAAACCGUCAUCAGUGUAGUUAGCUCACUAUAGCUAGCCGCUGAAACCAACUAGGACAAAAAACCAUUACAGACGUAUAGACCUCAUCUUUGAAUGAUUGGUGACUGGAAAUUUGAUUUGUAAACAUUGAAUAGACCGCACAAAUUGGAAGAUACAAGCAAGUAAGAAACGUCACAUCGAGGGAAGACCCCACUGAAGCAGGUGUAGAAGGAUGACUGCAAUGCACAAAUGUGUCUUUUAGAGAGAAAGUU